Molecule: messenger RNA, 1338 nt
Organism: Adineta ricciae
Lineage: Eukaryota; Metazoa; Rotifera; Eurotatoria; Adinetida; Adinetidae
Source: the annotation of a GenBank genome assembly
AUGAAGUUUAUUACAAAGCCUCUAAAAUAUGAACAAGUUCCUCUGCAUCCAAUCGAACCGAAAAGAUAUUCUCGUGAAUCUUCGCUGAAUUCUUUUGUUGAUCGUCGUUUAUCUCAUCGAUCAUCGUCGAUAUUAAGUAACGGCAUAAUCAUAAAAAAUGUCAUUCUCCAUCGAAAUCAUCCCAAUGAAAGAUUAGGAUUGACUCUUUGCUAUGGUAUAACAUCGAAAUCUACAACUAAUAUUUAUAUUCAACAAAUUGAUAAAGAGAGCAUCGCCGGUCAUCAGGGUGAACUUCGUAGCGGUGAUCAGAUUAUUAAAAUAAACAAUCAUCGUGUUACAAGUCGAGACGAAGCAAUCAAUCUUGUCAAUGGCGCUUGUCGUAUUCUUUUACAAAUAGUUCGAUUCGGAUUUUCAAAACCAAAUUCCUUCAUAAUUCCAUCGGAAAUACCAUUGACCGAAGAUGAUAGUGGAGUCAUUGUAGCGUGUAACAACGAAUUCGAUGCAAGCAACGAUUGGAUGUAUCAACAAUCACCGCACGAAUGUCAAAGUCUAAUAAAGAGUUGUAUUAGUUUGUCUUCAACAGCUUUAAAUCAUUGUUCGAAUUGCCGUCGUAUUCAGUCGUAUUCGCGUCAGUUUCAAUAUCGUCGUUGUUUAUCAUUAAAUGAUCUCAGGCCUUGUUCGUUUUUGGAAGAAAAAGUCCAUUAUUCGAAACAACUGAUUCGUUCACAAAGUCUUUUCGGUACCACGACUGAUAAUGAACAAGUUAUUCUCAAACCACUUCCAUUUGAUCAUGAACAACAGAAAGAAAGUGCAGAUGUUCGUCGAGAAGAUAGCGAUAGUGGUCUGGUGUGCGGUCGAUCGCGUUCGAAUGAUUCACAUCGUUCACGACAUGAUCAAAAUCAAUGGACAUUGAAACAUUUUCGACGUCGAUAUCGUGAACAACGCUUGAGAGAACAGUAUCAGACAACCGAUGAUGAACCAAUGAGCGAAUUAAAACAAGGUCGUUAUUGGACACGGCAACAACGAAAAGAGCAUUUAGCAAAAGCGAGACAAUACCGUGAACGCGCCAAAUUCUUUCAACAACAUUCAAUAGCUCCGUGUUCAGAUUCAGCAGCAGAAGAUUUUAAUUUAUUGAAUCGUAUAUUUAUUCGAGAAAAUCAACAAGAACUAAAUCAGAAACCUUAUUUAGCGUAUAAAUAUGGUCAGCAAUCGUCACUCGAACGAAAAAGAUUGAAACGAAUGAUUCAACAACAUUAUUGUGAUCGAAUUCGAUCUCAAUCAACGACGACCAUGUCAAUUUCUAGUACUGUUGAUCAACCGCCAAUGGUUAUUCUGUAG